Oncorhynchus mykiss (rainbow trout) is the source of this 3319-nucleotide messenger RNA. The record is from RefSeq and is a predicted model, not a curated record. NCBI's taxonomy places the organism in Eukaryota, Metazoa, Chordata, Actinopteri, Salmoniformes, Salmonidae.
AGCCACCACAUAGUCUCAUCCACAGGCUCAACUGAUACAGUACAGAGAGACAGCGCAGGCUAGUGGACGAGACUAGCUACUACAGGGCUAGCUCUGGUCCAGGGUGUUAGUGAACCUUCAGGAAGGCUCAGCGUUAGCAAGCCACACUAACACACCCUGGACCAGAGCUACUGCAGAGCCCAGUGCUGCUGUUUGACAGCUCUAACACCCUGGACCAGAGCUACUGCAGAGCCCAGUGCUGCUGUUUGACAGCUCUAACACCCUGGACCAGAGCUGUUUGACAGCUCUAACACCCUGGACCAGAGCUACUGCAGGGCCCAGUGCUGCUGUUUGACAGCUCUAACACCCUGGACCAGAGCUAAUACAGGGCCUGGUGCUGCUGUUUGACAGCUCUAACACCCUGGACCAGAGCUGUUUGACAGCUCUAACACCCUGGACCAGAGCUAAUGCAGGGCCCGGUGCUGCUGUUUGACAGCUCUAACACCCUGGACCAGAGCUAAUGCAGGGCCCGGUGCUGCUGUUUGACAGCUCUAACACCCUGGACCAGAGCUACUGCAGAGCCCAGUGCUGCUGUUUGACAGCUCUAACACCCUGGACCAGAGCUACUGCAGAGCCCAGUGCUGCUGUUUGACAGCUCUAACACCCUGGACCAGAGCUACUGCAGGGCCCAGUGCUGCUGUUUGACAGCUCUAACACCCUGGACCAGAGCUACUGCAGGGCCCAGUGCUGCUGUUUGACAGCUCUAACACCCUGGACCAGAGCUACUGCAGAGCCCAGUGCUGCUGUUUGACAGCUCUAACACCCUGGACCAGAGCUACUGCAGAGCCCAGUGCUGCUGUUUGACAGCUCUAACACCCUGGACCAGAGCUAAUGCAGGGCCCGGUGCUGCUGUUUGACAGCUCUAACACCCUGGACCAGAGCUGUUUGACAGCUCUAACACCCUGGACCAGAGCUACUGCAGAGCCCAGUGCUGCUGUUUGACAGCUCUAACACCCUGGACCAGAGCUACUGCAGAGCCCAGUGCUGCUGUUUGUCAGCUCUAACACCCUGGACCAGAGCUACUGCAGAGCCCAGUGCUGCUGUUUGACAGCUCUAACACCCUGGACCAGAGCUACUGCAGAGCCCAGUGCUGCUGUUUGACAGCUCUAACACCCUGGACCAGAGCUACUGCAGGGCCCAGUGCUGCUGUUUGACAGCUCUAACACCCUGGACCAGAGCUACUGCAGGGCCCAGUGCUGCUGUUUGUCAGCUCUAACAGGGUGGGGCCUUACCUAAGAUUUGCCCCUUCUCCAAGUGUGCACUUGUUAACUUCACUUUUAAUUAUUUUAAAUUAAUAUAGGAAAUACAGAAACUUCCUCUAGCCUAUAGUCCAUGGCUCCACCAAUCAAAUGCUUUUAAGUUUGUGGGGAGUGGUGAAGUGCACACUUCAGGAGGAAGGAGAGAUAAUUGGGACGUAGCCAAUGUCUAAGGUUACAGACUCCUCCCAAAGCAAACGCCUGAUUGACUGACAACAGCUGAACACACCUGGAUUAAACCCCACCCACAAGCACCUUUCUAGGAACUCACACCUGUCACCUGGUCUCUGAAUACAGGAAGAGACACAGACUGACUAGCGACCGAAGCUCUGAGCACCUGGCCAGGAACAAGUGGGACAGGGCAUGGCAUCUACCAUCUCUACCAUCAGCCUCGUCUCCGAGAGGCACUUCCUGUGCCCGCUGUGUAAGGACAUCUUCAGCAGUCCUGUGACUACUCCGUGUGGCCACAGUUUCUGUCAGGACUGCCUGUGUGGGUACUGGACCCGGCACCGUUCAGACUACUGUCCCCUCUGCAAGAGGUUGUUCCAUUCCAGGCCAGACCUUAGUAUCAACCGCAUCCUGGCUGACGUCUGUGACAACUACAGGAAGACACGGCCUGAGAGCCCUGAGGAGAGCCACGACACGCCACAGGUUGUAGACAUUGACCAGAUGAUCCAGGAGCGACUGAAGAAAGUUGACAGACUCAGACACUCCCUGCAGCUCCUCAAAAACUCGUGUGUGAGGGAGGUGCGUGAGAGCCAGAAGGUGUUCUCUGCCCUUGUCAGUUCCAUGGAGAAGAGCCACAAGGCCGUGGUGGCAGCCAUUGAGGAGAGACAGGGGGAGGAGGAGAGGAUUGUUGAGAAGCUGGUGAAGGAGCUGGAACAGGAGAUUCUACAGCUGAGGAAUGGAGACAUUGACCUGGGGCCUUGUCAUUCUCAGCAGAGCAAUGAUGAGCUCUGUGGUGGUGGUGGUGGUCAGAAGAGUGUUGCAGUGAGCACCACUUCCACCACGGGCUACUCUGAGAGGAGGGACUGGUCCAAGGUUUCCAUGGAGACAGACCCCUGUAUGGGCGUGACCAGGAGAGCAGUGUCAGACCUGAUGGACGUGGUUAAAGGAGAGCUCCGUAGACUCUCUAAAGCUGAGCUGAAGAAAAUACAGAAAUACACAGUAGACAUCUCCCUGAGUCCCAAGACGGCCCACGCCUUCCUCUCGGUCUCAGACGACCGGAAACAGGUGCGACACACAGACAAACACCAGGAGGUCCCAGACAACCCCAAGAGGUUUGACCGCGUGGCCAACAUCCUGGGAAGAGAAUCCUUCAGCAGCGGCAGGUACUACUGGGAGGUGGAGGUGGGAGAGAAGAUUGAGUGGAACCUGGGCGUGGCCAGACAGUCCAUCAACAGGAAAGGGAAGUUUACAGUCAGCCCAGCCAAUGGCUUCUGGACACUGAGCCUAAAGAGCGGGGGUCAAUACGUAGCUAACACCUCCCCCACUGUCACCCCCUUGGGCCUGGAGCAGAAGCCCAGGAAGGUGGGGGUGUUUCUGGACUACGUGGAGGGCCGAGUGUCCUUCUACUGCGCGGAGACUGGGGUUCACAUCCAUACGUUUACAGAUGGCUUCACUGAUAGACUACAUCCACUCUUUAGUCCUGGGAGGCAACAUGGGGGCAGGAAUAUCGCUCCUCUGACUAUUUGUACUACCUUCUGUAGCAUCUGAGCCCCCUGACUUAACCCCCACGCCUGGAAUAGUCAUUUAAUCAUGUCAUUAUGUAGCCUAAUGUAGAAUAAGGCUCACUCGGUCCUCUCUCACGUCUGCAUUUUCAGUUGGAUAAACCGGCUUCUUUCCUAAUAUUGAGUUAAUGCAGUGUCUGUGUUAUCAGGCAAUGAGCUGGGUAAUCAAUAGUAAUGCUAUAAUUUAUUUUAAUUAUAAUUUAUGACAGUAUAUAUGAACCCUCAAAUGUAUUUUUUUUACAAAGUGUUGACUUUUUUUAAAAUUCUGUGCAUCAUUAAAAAAUCUGUAAAUUA